UUUUUUUUUUUUCUUUUGGUGAGCGGCACCUUCAAGUUACCAUCCCCAGCCUGGCCCUCAUGCUACCUUGGCUCCUGCUGUUGAUCUGUGCUCUGCUCUGUGAACCCGCUGAUCUGGUUCUACAGCCUGUGCUGGAAUUCAGUCCUUCCCAUCCUGUAGAGGGGCAUUCCAUGACCCUGACCUGCAGGUCCAGUUCCUUGCAGAGGCCGUAUAUUCAGUUCCGGUUCUGCUUCUUGGGUGAUGGCCGGGUUCUUGGGUCCGGCUGCAGCAGCUCCCCAAAGCUUCAGAUCCCUGCCGUGUGGAGGAAAAGCCCAAAGUCUUAUCGGUGUGCAGCUGAAGCGACAGCCCAGAAGGUCACAAAGUGGAGCCUGACAACCAAGAUACCUGUGCAGAGAAUCCCUGUCUCUGAUGAACUGGAGACCCGGCCCCCAGGGGGAUGGGUGAUGGAGGGAAGCAAACUGGUCCUCGUUUGCUCAGUUGCUAAUGCCACUGGAAACAUAACAUACUUCUGGUACAGAGGGGCCCUGGGUUCAAAUCUGGAAACAAAGAUACAGCACUCACUGACGGCGGAGUUUGAGAUCGUGGAAGCGAAGAGCAGCGAUGCCGAGCAAUACUACUGUGCAGCUGACAAUGGCUUUGGCCCUGUUCUCAGCGAGCUGGUGGACAUCACUGUCAGAGUUCCAGUGUCUCGCCCUGUCCUUACCUUUGGGGACUCUGGAACCCAGGCUGUGCUGGGGGACGUGGUGGAGCUUCACUGUGAGGCCCCGAGAGGCUCUCCCCCAAUCUUCUACCAGUUUUAUCAUGAGAACGUCCGUCUGGGGAGCAGCUCGGCCCCCUCUGCAGGAGGGGCAUCCUUCAACUUCUCCGUAACCGCAGAACAUUCUGGAAACUACUUCUGUGAGGCCAGCAAUGGCCAGGGUGCCCAGCGAAGUGAGGUGGUGACUCUCAACCUAACAGAGAGCUCAGGUGCAGAUCUCUCGUCAGUGCCCAUUGAGGCUGGAAGCAGUCAUCUCUCCUCAGGAGUCACUGAGUGGCUACUUGGCUGUCUGGGCCCCAUCACCAUGGUCCUAAUAUUUUGCUACUGGCUCAAGAGAAAAAUAGGAAGACAACGGGAUGAUCCACUCAGGAGCCCUCCUAGGCCUGCGUUCCAAGAAUCCAGCUACCUCAACUCACCUGACCCAAGGCAGCUACAGUCCGUGUAUGAGAACGUGAAUAUUGUCAGUGGUGACGACAUUUACUCACUGGUGUACCAUACCCAGCAGGAGAUGGAGCCAGCAGUGGCUCAGCACAUGAGGACACACGGAGCAAGUGAGGUCUCUUCUGACAUCUAUUCUAAGGCAAGGAAGAUAAACAUUGCAGAUGUGGACUAUGAAGACCCUAUGUAGAAUAGUGGAACAGCGUCUGUGAAGUGCUGUGAGAAAGCCAAAGGCCUGAUGUGGACUCCAGGGAUGCUGGGAGAGGAUAGUUUGCCGCUACACCUUCCCCACAGGCUUCCCUUCACAAGAUGGCUCCCUCACCUACCCAGUGUGAAGCUGGUACAAGUCCUGAAGAAACAAGCCAGGAAAACCAACUUAGACCCAGAAGCUGGAAAGAUUUGCUGGUGGCAUCUGGUUGUCGCCCAUUCAUGUUGGGGCACGACAAAUUGCCUGCUGACUUUUAUUUACAAGAGGAAAAGGGGGGCAAUGAAAGCAACUGAGGGCUUGGAGCAGAGAGACAGCACGACUUGAGAGGCACAGAGCCAACGACGUCAACGACUUGGCAGGAGGACUGUGGAGAGAGCGGCGCUUCCUCUGUGCGCUUAGCCUGUCUCCACCUCAGACACCUGACCCUGUGUGCUUGGAGUCACUGUCAUCAGUUUAGAAUUAAAGCACAGUUGCAAAAACUUA
This is a messenger RNA of Peromyscus leucopus (white-footed mouse), 1886 nucleotides long. RefSeq names its product Fc receptor-like protein 1. Gene Ontology annotation, biological process: cell surface receptor signaling pathway. The record is from RefSeq and is a predicted model, not a curated record. Gene Ontology annotation, molecular function: transmembrane signaling receptor activity. Lineage: Eukaryota; Metazoa; Chordata; Mammalia; Rodentia; Cricetidae.